AUGAGGGUAGCCCUCACGAUUGUGUCCUCCGACCCAAUCGACGCCCCUCAAAGAGGGUCCAAAAUUUUUACGGAAACCGUCUGUCCCCUUUGCAAUCAUCGCGUCGAAGGUCAUCUUGCCAUCGCGCUCCUCGGAAACCAUGACCUGACCUCUCUCCGCGCCUACACCAGCCCCUUCACCCUUGAACCCCCGAGAUCAUUAGACCCCAGUACCCUAGACUCCAAUCCCCCAAACUUCAAUCUCCCAAAGUACUCCUUCCCGUCCCUUGAGGGACAGGAAGACCGUCCGCUAACAUACAUUCACUUCCGAGGGGAUCUCUCUAACCCAACAGACUCCCGACCUGAAGCCAUCCUUCUCCACGAGCUCUGCUUUGCCCUCUUCCAGGUAAAGCUCGAGCAGCUCCAGCCGGCAGGCUUGGCUCCCACUUUCGACCAGGCGCUACACCGUUUGUGGACCCACGCAGCAUGGAAGACGCCCUGGAGCUACGCGCCGCCUCUGGAUUUUUUGCCCUCGCCUGUCGACCGCGCAGAUAAACCAGCGCCGAGGGGUCUCGUUGCGCAGUUUGCGUGGACCUUGGCGGAACGGCUGCCACAGGAGGUGCUGGAUAUGGUGAAGGGCUAUUCGGAGGGGGCAUGGAUCUGGCGGGUGCCGAGGAUCUUGGAGGUCGUAGAGGGGAUUCUGGCUGAGAGGGACGAGCCCAUGGUCACGCUAUCUUUGAGACGUGUGAGCUUCUGGGAGAGGGGAGGGCGGCUGGAGAAGGUUGAGAAGAGGGAGAGUAAGCUCAUAGAGGACGAGUUCGUGAGACUGACUGUUGACGCGAAUGGGCUGAAACGCGUUGAGCGAUUCCCUCACCGGCCGUCAUGGAUAGAUGAAUCGCCGCAGGAUGAAGCUUUUGCGCUGGUGAGGGAGCAGGACUUGCUCGGAGAGGUGUUUGCCGAACUCAAGAUCAUCGACCGCAUCCCCCUUCACGACAUCCGCGGCCUAACUUUCUUUAUCGACCAGCCGGUCGCCAACAUCGUGGGUGUCCACAUCCAUCGCGACACCGACAGCACCGCUGGCGAGACUCUUCACCAAUUCCCCCCAUGGCAACAAGAUCGUCUCGUCUGGGUUCAUAUCCCUGUUUCCCCCAAUGACCGCAUUAUCGGCCUGGGUGACCAACAGUCCACGGUCUUGGACCGUCAAAUAGAAUAUCCAAAUAAUCUUGGCCCGCGCAAACUCCUCUUUCGGCUUCAACUAGCCGGCGAUGUUACCAUCGGGGCUCUUCUCGGUGAGCGUCAUCAACCUCCGAACAGACGUAACACCUGCUCUGUGGCCGCGGGGGCGCCGAUAACCAUGCUGUUCGGCAAGCCAAUACCGGGGUACGAUCUCCUUUUUUUUGGCGCCAUCCACCAAGAUGUGGUGGACCAAUGGGAUGGGUAUAACUUUGGAGGGGAUUGGCCGGGUUCACGUUGGUUUAACCAAGUGCUGUGGGAUGAUGAUUACGACCUCCACGACGAGGGACAAAAUCCCGUCGGCGACUGUCUGUCCUGGGCUUGGCUGAGUGAUGUGGCCGCGGCAUGGGUAUACCUCUCUCCUCAAGACAAGCGGAUCUGCCGCGGGAUCCUGAUCGAGUAUGGCAACGGAGCACAGCGUGCGCUGGGCCAAUGCCGCGUGAACCAUGAUCCGUGUGAGCGGUACGACGCCCCGAGGGUUAUGUUUUACCGGCCUUGGACCAACGACCGGGGUGUUCCCAUGUGUGAAGUGUUCUUCGCGCAGACGACCGACUUUUCUGAGCUGCCCCCUGAAAUACACGACAGGAUACAGACGGGCCAGCAGGAUGAAUGGAAGAAGACAGACGUGGCUCCCCAUAGGGUUCCUGGGAAAGACUUGGUCGCCAUGCUGGUCAAUGGCGAGGGGAAGGAACCCGAGAUGGAAUAG
Thermochaetoides thermophila DSM 1495 is the source of this 1917-nucleotide messenger RNA. RefSeq lists its product as uncharacterized. Lineage: Eukaryota; Fungi; Ascomycota; Sordariomycetes; Sordariales; Chaetomiaceae. The transcript is spliced from 4 exons. The coding region runs from base 1 to 1917 and encodes 638 amino acids. The record is from RefSeq and is a predicted model, not a curated record.